Trichophyton verrucosum HKI 0517 is the source of this 2283-nucleotide messenger RNA. RefSeq lists its product as uncharacterized. Gene Ontology annotation, cellular component: mannan polymerase complex. The transcript has 6 exons. Bases 1 to 2283 code for a protein of 760 amino acids. The record is from RefSeq and is a predicted model, not a curated record. Gene Ontology annotation, biological process: protein N-linked glycosylation; cell wall mannoprotein biosynthetic process. Lineage: Eukaryota; Fungi; Ascomycota; Eurotiomycetes; Onygenales; Arthrodermataceae. Gene Ontology annotation, molecular function: alpha-1,6-mannosyltransferase activity.
AUGGGAGCACUACGUACCACCGGCUACCCGCCGUCUGCCUUUUUCCCACUCGUAUUCUCUGUUGAUCUCCAUCCUGGCAGAGGCAUGAAGAUCGCCGGCCACGGUGUCUUUUUGCUUCAUAUCCAGCAUAACACUGCAGCAGCAGAUACUGAAUCAACUUAUAUCUACCACAAGCCACUCCGUACAACGAGGCACUCUCUAGCAGUAGGAACACAUGUAGAUAUAGGCCAUAGACUACUCCGUACAACUGUCUAUACAUCUGUCUACAUCGGCGCUGAAGAAAGCGAAAAAACCAGUAAAAAGCCGACCGACGAGCAGAAGAAGAGACGAAGACGCCGUCUAUCUGUCUCACUCGCUUGUCUGGCCAAAUAUUGGACGUUAAAGCGCCUUGUAUUGGCCGCUGCUGGCACUUCUGAGGGCUGCGGCUUGCUGACUCCUUUUGCGAUCUUCGUCUCUUUUUCGCCCCUUUGGCCCCUUGUCCUUUUUCACCAUCUUCUCUUCUUCUUCUCUGCUUCUCUUCUCUACUUCUAUUUCUCUUCUCCCGCUAUCAAGGCCGCUGCCGCUGCUGAUGCUGCUCGCGGCGACAUGAACAGGCAUUCGGCCUUUUCCAAUGGCUAUACCGCUGCCCCCAAGCGGGAGAGCGGUACAUUUUCCAUCUCCCCCCAUAGAGAUGAAGACGAAGACGGAGAGAUGAAGAAGAUAGCUGACUGGCAAAGAUUCCAACCUCGCUCUCAGCCUGCUCUUCGCCGCCGCCGGGCCCUGCUGCAGCGUCUCGUCGUCGGCGGCCUGCUCUCGAUCGGCCUGCUGCUCUUCCUCUUCCCUUCAUGGCGCCCGUCGGUGCUGGGAGCAGCCUCGCUCGGCCUCUUCGCCGCCUCAGACGACUUCCAGCUCGAGACCGUCCGCUACUACGACCUGUCGAACGUCGAGGGGACGCCCAGGGGGUGGGAGCGCGAGGAGCGAGUCCUGCUGUGCACCCCCCUAAGAGACGCCGCGCCUCACCUGCCCAUGUUCUUCUCGCAUCUGCGCAACUUCACCUACCCUCACCACCUCAUCGACCUGGCCUUCCUGGUCUCGGACUCGAAGGACGACACCUCGGGCCUGCUGACGAAGCUGCUGGAGGAGCUGCAGAACGACCCGGACCCGCGGCAGCCGUACGGCGAGAUCUCGGUCAUCGAGAAGGACUUUGGCCAGAAGGUCAACCAGGACGUCGAGAGCAGACACGGCUUUGCGGCCCAGGCCUCGAGACGGAAGCUCAUGGCCCAGGCGAGGAAUUGGCUGCUGAGUGCCACGCUGCGCCCGACGCAUAGCUGGGUCUACUGGCGAGACGCUGACGUUGAAACCGCACCGUUUACCAUCCUCGAGGACCUCAUGCGGCAUAACAAGGACGUCAUCGUCCCUAGUGUAGAUGUUUGGAGACCGCUGCCAGACUGGCUGGGUGGAGAGCAGCCGUACGAUCUGAACUCGUGGCAGGAGUCCGAGACCGCCCUGGCUCUAGCUGAUACAUUGGAUGAAGACGCCGUCAUUGUCGAGGGAUACGCCGAGUACGCUACCUGGAGACCCCAUCUGGCCUACCUGCGAGACCCCUUUGGCGACCCGGACAUGGAGAUGGAGAUCGACGGAGUCGGCGGUGUCAGUAUCCUGGCCAAGGCAAAGGUCUUCCGGGCGGGAGUCCAUUUCCCUGCUUUUUCCUUUGAGAAGCACGCCGAAACAGAGGCCUUUGGAAAGAUGUCGAAACGCAUGAAAUUCUCCGUCGUCGGCCUGCCGCACUACACGAUCUGGCAUCUGUACGAGCCCAGCGUCGACGACCUGCGCCACAUGAAGGAGAUGGAGCGAGAACGCAAGCAGCGAGAGGCGGAAGAGAAGGAGAAGAAGGAAAAGGCGAAGAAGAUCAAGGAGCAGUUCAAGGACUCCAGCGUUGAGUCUGAGAAGGACAGUGCCGCCGUACACGACAUCAUGCAAAAGGACAAGACCCAGCAGCAACUGAAGGAGAAAGAGAAGAAGAAGCAGCAGCAGCAGGAGAAAGACAAGGCCUCGAAGCAGUCAAACGACGGCUCUGACAAGACGGACAAGACGGACAGCAAGAAAGAGGUCAAUAAUGAAGUCAAGAAUGAAGUCAGGAAAGACGUGAAAGAUGUCAAGGACGAGGCUAAAGAAGAAGCUGGCAAACCGGACGACAAGACCCAGGCUCAACGGUCCAACGGCCAAAAGACAUCAGACAAGCAGAAGCAGAAGCCCAGAGACAAGGCCAGAGAAGCGUCGAGAGGCGAGCAGAAGGCCGAAUGA